Poecilia reticulata (guppy) is the source of this 3731-nucleotide messenger RNA. RefSeq lists its product as uncharacterized. Gene Ontology annotation, cellular component: nucleus. Lineage: Eukaryota; Metazoa; Chordata; Actinopteri; Cyprinodontiformes; Poeciliidae. The record is from RefSeq and is a predicted model, not a curated record.
ACGUCGCGGAAGAAAAAAAAAAAAAACAGCAGCAUUGGCGGCCGUUGGGGAAGAGAGUAAAUAGAGGGAGAAGCCUCAAGAUGGCUGACUCGCAGGGCUCUGUUCACCUCUCCGGAGCUCUGGCUGUUGCUCCUUCUCCUUCCGCUGCCGGAGCUUCGGUCAAAAACGGACUCGGUAAGGCAACCGAGUCGAAGGGAGCCGCUGACAACCGCCCGCAGUGUUCCGGAGAUUUUAGCCCACCGCCACCGCCACCCAAGAAGGUCCGAGUCGAGGAGAGGAGCGUUAAACCCAAGAAAGUCAGCAAGGACGGGAGUGAUGGAAGCAACGGCAGCGGGAAAAAGAAAACCCAGCAGCUCACUAAGCAGCAGAAUUGUAGUAGCAGUAGCGCGGGGUUAUGGAGCUUCAGCCCGGGUAAGACGAGCAGCAGCAGCAACCCUCCCGUGCCUGCUACCGAUGGAUCCCAGCCACUCAAAGUCUUUAAACAGAGCGAUUUCUUCCUCCACAAGGCGCCUUCCUUGAAAACCAAGUGUAAAGAUAAACAGAAGGAGAAGGAGAGAGAAAAAAGGAAAGGAGCCGGGGAGGAGAAAAAGAAACAUAAACUGUUGGUGACCUCCGGAGUUGGGAAUAAUGUUACUAACAGCAACGACAUUAAAGGAUUUAACAACGUUUCUGCAGCGAAAAGAGAAAAUGGAGAUGUCCUGUUGCCAUCAAAAGAAAACCCCAACAAGGACGAGAUGAAGGCUCGCGAAAAGAAGAAGGUGAAAGAACGAGAGAAGGAGAAGAAAAAGCACAAAGUGAUGAAUGAGAUCAAGAGGGAGAACGGCGAAGUCAAGCAGCCGAUUAAAGAAGAAAAAGAGAAAGCGAAGAUCAAGUUGGAGGAGCAGCAAAUCAAAAAAGUGAAGAAGAAAAAGAAGAAGAAACACAAAGACGGGGAGAAGCACAAGCGAGUGAAGAUGUACCACCGCUCCUGCCAGACCAUCUGUGCCGGCCUGCUUCUCCUACCACCUCCUCCCUCCUCAUCCGCCAACUCCUUCUCCUCCUCUGAGCAAACAAACGACUCUUCUGCGUCGCCCUUCAAGUCUCCUCCACCCGUUUACCUCACGCCCAACAACAAAAACUCCAAUCUCUGGCCCUCUUCUCCUCUUCCUCCUGCCUCCAAGUCACUCUUCAACUCCUCCAACUCAAAGCUCCCCUUUUCUACAAAACGCAACUUGCAGAGCAUCCAUCCUGGAAUGGCAGGCCUCGAGUUUGCACCCUACAUUUAUAUCGAAAACCAACCGAAUGGAGGGGCUCUGGUAGCUCAUGCGUAUGCAUCUCAGCUCUCCUCUCUCUCUGUGGACCAGAGGCAGAGAUUUGCCCAGGAGUUUGUCACGUUAUCGUUCAGCGAGGACCAGUCCAAGGCAGCUCACUACGUCAUGGGAAUUGUUCACGGAGAAGCCAAGAACCUUCCCGACUUCUUGGAUUACUUUUCGACCAAGUUCCCAUCGGCUCCUGUCAAAAUGGAAAUACUCGGAAAGAAGGACAUAGAAACAACCACUAUGGCUAAUUUCUGCUCUCAGGUGAAGAGAACGUACAGCCACGGUACGUACAGAGCUGGAGCGAUGAGACAGAUCAGUCUGGUGGGAGCCGUGGACGAAGAGGUCGGGGAUUAUUUCCCAGAGUUCCUCAGCUUGCUGGAGGAGUCCCCCUUCCUGAAGCGGACUCUUCCGUGGGGAACGCUUUCCAGCCUGAGAAACAUGAGUCCAGCAAAGAGCGACGACGGUCCGAUAAUGUGGGUCAGACCAGGAGAACAGAUGAUACCUGUAGCCGAUAUACCAAAGUCUCCUUUUAAAAGAAAGCGCUCCACUAACGAGGUGAAGAAUCUGCUCCAGUCGAUGCCCCGGACCAGCGAGCCCAGAGAGAUUCUGUUCGAGGACCGGACCCGCGCCCACGCCGACCACAUCGGCCAGGGCUUCGAGCGUCAGACCACGGCGGCCGUGGGAGUGCUGAAGGCUGUCUGCACUGUAGAAAGGUCGGAGCCGCCUCGUGUAACCAAAGACGUUGUUUGUUUCCAUGCUGGGGAUUUCCCUCACGUCGUUCAGAGGCUGCAGUUGGACUUGUACGAACCGCCGCUGUCUCAGUGCGUCCAGUGGGUGGAUGAUGCCAAGCUGAACCAGCUUCGGCGGGAGGGCAUCCGCUACGCCCGCAUCCAGCUUUGCCACGACGACAUCUACUUCAUCCCCCGCAACGUGGUCCACCAGUUCAAGACGGUGUCGGCCGUCUGCAGCCUGGCGUGGCACGUACGCCUGAAGCAGUACCACCAGGAGGAGGAAGAAGAGGAGGUGGAGGAGAAGGCUGCUGUGAAGGAGGAGACAUUGAUUCUGGCUGAGGAGCAGGGUGGAGAGAAGAAGGAGAGGAUAAAGGAGGAAGAGGAGGAGGUGGCUGUGGCAGACAAACGGACGUUGCUCACUGGCAAAAAGGAAGAAGGCGAUGAUCGUCUUCUGUCGCCUCAAAACUCGGACGACAUCUCAGAUGCCAGCAGAGACGAAGAGGAGGCGACGCGAAGGAAGGAAGAACCUCACCGAGUUUCUCCUCCUGAAAAGAUGAAGACAGAAGCUCCAACUUCUCCUCCCUACAAAAAUAAAUCACCCUCUCCUCUUCAUCUCCCUCCCAAUGCUUCUCCUCAUAAGGACGUGAAAUCCAAAGCCUCAGCUAAGCCUCACCUCCACAGUCACCCUGACAGCAGGACGGCGUCUUCCUCCUUGCCUCAGAAAUCCCCCGGUUGCUCCAAGUCUUCCGCCCGCGUGUCGUCCUCGCCUCCAGCAGUAGCCGCCUUCACUUCCUCGCACACUGUGUCUUCUACCUCCCCGUCUCCGUCGGCUUCCUCUUUGUCUCUGACGAGUCCCGCGUCUGCAGCAGAGGCUCUUUUGAAAACUCUUCCUCCUUCCACCGUUUCUUCUUCCCUCCAGCUGCAUUCGUCUUCCCAUUCGGAGCAACCGGACGAUUCCCGCACGAAGGACUCCGUCCGGACUCCGGUGCCGUCCGACCUGAGGAAACCGCCGCAGGGGAGACUCGCGGCGGACGUACAGAUUCGCUCUUCCCCAGCUGAGCGUUGGACCCGCCCGGUGGCGGACACACGGACGCAAACUGCCUCCGAUUUGGAGACGAGAACUCGCGACUCGGAUCCCGACUCCAGGACUUGUGUUGAUGUGCAGCAGCAUCUGGCGCUAGACGGGACGCGGCGAGGGGUGUACAUGCAGCAGUACCCCCCCCAGCACCUCCCGCAGAUACUCCCCCCUCCAUUUCCCCCUCUGCUCCCCUCCCACUCCCACCUUCAACCUCGCGUCCUUCCUCAGACGCCCGUGUCCAGUCCCCAUGAGCAGCGCCCUCUGAACUCUUUCCUCAGUCAGGCGGCGCCGCCCCAUUCGGUUCACCUGGGCCACCUGCAGCCCCCCCACCCGCCCAGCCUCACCACACAGUCUCAGCCUUACUUCAUGGUCCCUCCAUCCUCCUCCCCCUCUCAGCCAAACGCCCCCCUCACCAGCUCCCAGUCUCUCUCGCCUCAUUUCUCCUACCACCACCAGUUCGCCAAACCCUUCUUCCACCCCCAGCACCCCGGCUUCCCCUCUCACCCCUUCCUCCCUCAUCAGUCCUUCCUCCCGCAGCCGCCCGCAUCUUACCCACUGCAGCCACAGUACCAAACCUCAGCACCGGUGCAGCCCCAGAUGCUUCUGUCGCAGUCGUUUACCUCC